Alternaria alternata is the source of this 1009-nucleotide messenger RNA. RefSeq lists its product as hypothetical. The transcript has 5 exons. Lineage: Eukaryota; Fungi; Ascomycota; Dothideomycetes; Pleosporales; Pleosporaceae. The record is from RefSeq and is a predicted model, not a curated record. Bases 1 to 600 code for a protein of 199 amino acids.
AUGUCAAUAGCAGGAAUCGGAAUCAAAUGGAGCGAGAAACGAACGGAGCAAGGUCAGAUGGCUGGAUACAAAUGUCAUCAGGCUGGAGAAGCCGCUCAGAAGUCAGUCAAUCAAACACUAUACAACCGAUGGUUUUGGUGGCCUCCAGUAAUCAUGGAGUUGGAUGCUAUGUUGACGCGACGGAUAUCUCCUAGUGAGCCUGUGCUGGGAAUGCGGCCUCCAAUGUUAGGAGAUGUUCCUGAGCGAGAUAGUAUUAAGCUGGAGCUCUUCUCACGAUGUAGGUACAUCAAUCUUCAAGCGCAGAAAGCCGUCUCCUUCUCUGGUAGUGCUCCAGCAACUUCCCAAUCCGAAGCAUCUUGCUGUAGUCUUGUAACUUCGGGGAUCGGAACGAAUAAGAUGGCAGGGCCGAAGACUGCAUCGGUAGAUGGAGAGCAACCGAGAGACGGAGGUCAGCGCCCGAAAGUCACAGACGAAAGUUUGGGUUGCAUGGCGAAUGAUAGCGGUCGCGAAGGUGGUAACAUGUCAGCGUUGGAUCGGUGGUUGGGCGAAACGCGGAAGGAGGAGCCUUGGAGUGCGUAUAGUCGAACGCCUGACGCCUAAGUGGUGCUGUGUUGUCCGCGGCGCAUGAUCGUAGACGAGGAUACAAGCGGCUUUAAGUUUGGGCUGCAAAGAAAGCCUCCUACACUUAAGCUUUCAUUAGAUCUUUUCAUGUGCCGUAUAUCCGUGACAUUCCGAACUCUUUUGCAAGUAUAUCUUUUGGCUAGAUGCAAGUGUCACAACUAGACUAGGCUUCGAUGGAUAGCUUUCGUAGUGAUGAUGUCGAAAAAGAAGCGGUUAGGUCGGGUGUUCGGGAAUUGAAUCGGGCAUCCGAUCACAUGGGGAUUGCGACGGUGUGCAGCUUCAGGCCUUCGACAUAGCGGUGUGUAUCGUUGAUGGAAGUGCGAAAAAGAAGGAGGGAGCCUACAGCCACACUGAUGCUCGCGGAUGGAAGGUCAAGAUGCUAUCAUUC